Aspergillus pseudotamarii is the source of this 2796-nucleotide messenger RNA. RefSeq lists its product as uncharacterized. The record is from RefSeq and is a predicted model, not a curated record. Lineage: Eukaryota; Fungi; Ascomycota; Eurotiomycetes; Eurotiales; Aspergillaceae. The transcript is spliced from 3 exons. The coding region runs from base 1 to 2796 and encodes 931 amino acids.
AUGACAUCCAUUGCCCACAAGAAUCAUACCACUGAACAGAAUCAACAACCCAUGGAAAACAGCACAGAUAGUAGGCUGGAUUCAUCGUGCAAGUCGAGUCAGGGCUGGGGGCGUUCGCGAGUUCGACCGGGCUACCAGGACGGCACCCCUGCAUUAGUUGAGCCCCUCACAGAGGAACAACACCGAUCGCUCAAGUGCAUAGGUAGCCAGAGAGCUGCAAACAGGAUGGUUCGGCCAAGACGUUUCACAUAUACACGAGAAACGAAGCUUCUCGCGAUCCGUUAUUGCCGGGAGGCCAGGUCGCUAAACCUUGAAACAUCGAGAUGCUAUCCAAUUACCACGGAAGUAGCGUCUCGAAAGCUUUUUCUCAAUGAAACGAUGUUGAGACGGUGGAUGAGAGAAGAGGACCAGCUAGCCGCCAUGCCUCCUGGAUCUAAAAGAGCCGACAGACGUACUCGGGUUCAGGCAAAGACACUAGCAGGACCACAAGAAGGUACAAGGGAGACAGUACCUGGUGAUGAGGUUCCAUUCGUAGAUGGGAGCUCCGGCACCAAUCACAAAUUUUCAUAUUACCUGCAGCUAAGCCCAAGGCAGCUGAGGGAUACGUUGAGUUUAACAGCAUCUGAUCAUAGGCUCCAUACGUUCCAACACCCCGUUCCCUUUGUUGGCAUUGAAGGGGGGAGAGUGGGGAAGCUGUAUACAUUUCAAGAUGCAUAUAACUUCUUACAUUGCCAGGACAUCCUUCCCCACCCAGGCCAUCCUCUUCCCCCACCUACCGUGCCUGGCUUACAAUCAAACGAGCGACCUUCGCUGAAUAUCAACGCUGAGAGUACAUACACGAGUAAAGCAGGUGAAAGGAAGGGUUCUACCCUUAGAGUUGUCGAUGUUAAUAAGCAACUUUACGAACUUGCUCCCGAAUUUGAUAUACGAGCGCCAAGUGGUGGUUACACGGGCUCCUAUGCAUCAAUUAGACCCUGUUAUGAUGCAGUUAAGUACUGUGUUGCAUUAAUUUGCCAAAGCAUAACCACUUCAAGUAAUAAGGUGACUUCAGCCCUCCCUGUGCGCAUUGAGCUGGACUAUGAUCGUCCAUAUCCCGGAGCCCCGGCUCAGUGGGCUGUACUUCUCUCUUUCGGCGACGAAGAGCUACUAUUGCCCUUGGCAUUGUCGUUGUGGGGUCCUCAGACCAUGAAUGCAUCUAGGCCAAACAUCUUAUACCUUCAAGGAUGGACAAUUGAUCAUGGGAUCCGAAAAUCUCCACGAGAAUUCAAAGUAAAAGAGUACUACAAGAAUAUCGAAAGACUCUUCGAGGUGUUCAAGCAUAGUACUGUGCUUCACGUGAUGGACGUUGAACCGCUCUUCUUACGGGCUGAAGAACGCUGGCGCCCACGGAGAUAUACCUGCACAUGGACACUUUAUGCGACUCCAAUCCAUGCGAACUAUGCGUGCUCUAGGUUCUACAGUCCUAUCCAAGGGAGAUUUAUGGAUAUUGAACUACUAGUGGACAACAUUCACCGGUGGGGCUCGCGGGUUGUUUUUAAGAAGGAUACCACCCGAAAGCCUUUUCAGCUUCUGAGGCUAAGAGACUUUACAUUACAUCGGCCUACACCGCAACCGUGCGACCACCUCUACUCUCUGACAGAGAAGCUAGUCGAGGGUGUGAGGCCACAGGGCUUAAAGGAACCCUAUUCUGAUGGAAUGGAAGAUCUCACCACCAGUAAAAUGGUGAAAGACGGAGAAGACAUGUCUACUACGUCAUAUACUAUGCCUCAAUCACGGGAGCCUGGCAGAGGGAUUGAUGGUGCCCAUGAUGUGACAGAUUCCAUCGCUGAACCGGAGGAUUUUGCUGAUGCUACCGAUGCAGAAGCGGUGGACGAGGACAUACAACAUAGUAAUAGAGGGCAUAUGAAGAAAAGGCGUCUGAACCAGCGGUCUUCAAUGCAACGUGCAGUCCUCAAAAAUUAUUCAUUGGUUGAUUGCGAGAAAAAAUGCUUGAUCCUAACUUGUCCAUUACCACAGGAACUAUACUCUGGGUAUUGCCAGCACCACUCAUCGAGGAUCAUCCAAUAUGUGUCGUCAUUGAAGGCUAUGGGUGCUGAACUUCCAAUGCCACAAUGGGAGUUGAAACUUACGGAUGGUGCAACGACUGAUGUCAAAGCUCUCUGGACAAGUUAUCACUGGUGUCCUCAUAAUACCUGGGUCAUCGACUUUGAGUACAUCACUCUGGGUAGAGGGAUGUCUCCGAUACCACUCCAGCUUGCUAUUCGGCAGCUUGACGGCAAACUACUGUUUGCAGAGAAUGUUCACUAUGGCCUAUCUCUUGAAAAUUUCCUUGUCAAAUUAAACAGUUGGGAAAUUACGGACAGACACGUACAACUUCUAUUUACACGUUGCUAUGGUGACAUCAUGACGAAUGGAUUGAGGCCAGAUGAGAUCCAGGACGAAAUAGUCCAUAAGCUGAACUACAGUGCAGAAAGAAUUAGUAUCAUUUCAUGGUACAGUCAGCAGGAUAUGCAAUGCUUCCAAAGGUUGCUCUCAGGAAGUCGAGAGCUAAUAGUUCCUAAAGAAAGCCACCAUUUAUGCUCAAGCUUUCAGAACAUUGACGUGGGAAGACUGCUGAAGAAGCUUCUCCCUAGGGCCUGGCCCUCUCUGUCUUUGUCCGUGGUGCACAGAAGCCUUCUUGCAAGGCACGGAAGAUCCGGAGACAAGGGUGAGUAUCACACUGCAGCUUACGACACAGAGGCCGUUACAGAUAUAUUCAAAGAGAUAACAACAUUAAUAGAAGGAUUCAGCUUCUAG